Messenger RNA from Solanum dulcamara, 1276 nucleotides. Its product is annotated as RNA-binding protein 1-like. Gene Ontology annotation, molecular function: mRNA binding. The transcript is spliced from 7 exons. The record is from RefSeq and is a predicted model, not a curated record. Lineage: Eukaryota; Viridiplantae; Streptophyta; Magnoliopsida; Solanales; Solanaceae. Bases 172 to 876 code for a protein of 234 amino acids.
UUCAUUUUGCUUCGCCGAUAAUAGAAGGCGGAUCUUUCUUUUCAAUUCAUUUUCUAGUCUCUCCUUAAAUUCGGAUUUGCAGAAAUUGGGCACUACUUUCCCUUCUCUCCUUCGAUUCUAGUAGAAAUUGACUGGUUCACUCUCUCUCUCUCUCUCUCUCGGUGGAGUAACAUGGCGGAUGCUUACUGGAGGUACACCAGCGGUGGGCAGCAGGCAGCGGCGCCGGCGUCUCUUACUCCUCUCGUCGCGAAACGUCCUCGCAGCGAAUACGAUGCUCCAAGUGGUCCUGAAUAUCCUGGCUAUUAUGGCCGUGCUGAUGAAAGGGGAAUGCCUCGAGUCAUCAGAGACGCAGAUCCUAUCGAAGCAUCCUAUGAGCGCUAUCUCCGUAGUGGGCAAAUUUCCUCCCAUGUUGCCGGUGAGUCUGCAAGAUCCAUGAAUAGUGGAAUUAGUGGCCAUCCUAUUGAAGAUCCACGUGUUAUGGGCAUUGGGGGACCCGACCCACUAGCUUUUAAAAGCAGGAAUGUUGGAAUGGUAGGUGGCAGACCAGAAGUUACCCUUCCUCCGGAUGCUAGCAGUACGUUGUUUGUAGAGGGUUUGCCUGCGGAUUGUACAAGAAGAGAGGUGUCACAUAUAUUCCGCCCUUUUGUAGGUUACAAAGAAGUUAGGCUGGUAUCAAAAGGAUCAAGACAUGCUGGAGGUGAUCCUUUGAUUCUUUGCUUUGUUGAUUUCGCUAGUCCGCUUCAUGCAGCUACUGCAAUGGAUGCCUUACAAGGUUAUAAAUUCGACGAGCAUGAGCGUGAUCCAGUCAGCUUAAGGCUGCAAUUUGCUCGCAAUCCUGGUGCGAGGUCAGGUGGAGGGAAUCGCGGAAAACGUUGAAACUAUGCGUAUUUACAGGACUUGCCCAAGUUUGGAGACUUAUAAUACUUAGAGACGUUAUGCGGGCUUUGGAGUUUCGUGUGCGACGCGUUUCUCUGAUCGGGUGCUUUCGUUAGGACCAGCUUGAAAUUGCUGUGUUUUUACUUUAUUCGGGGGAGGAAGUGAUAGUAGCUAAAAAAGCGUUUAGCUUUCGUUUCAACCUUAAUUAUCUGCCUCAACUUUACUGGACCCCAUGCGUUGUUAAAUUUCAUAUCUGGAUGGACGUGAGAUGAUUUCACUUGAAUCUUGCGUAUAUGAUGUUAUAAUGACUGUGUAAUAUUAAGUGGACCUGCUGCUUAGCAGUUUGAAGAGUUGUUUGUUUGAUCAUGCGAUGAAAUGUUUGAAUUCCUUUUGAACUUCA